GCCGCUCGCUCGGGGGCCAACAUGGCGGCCUCCAAGUCAGGGCCGGCUUCCAGUCCCGGCGCUGCGGACAGCGAGGAGGAGACGAUCCUCUACGACCUGCUGGUCAACACCGAGUGGCCGCCGGAGACCGAAGUGCAGCCUAGAGGUAACCGAAAACAUGGCGCAUCAUUCAUCAUCACAAAAGCAAUCAAAGAUCAUUUAUUAUUUUUACGCCAAUACAUCUGGUACAGCCCUGCACCUUUCUUGCUCCCCGAUGGACUGGUUCGCUUAGUUAAUAAACAGAUAAAUUGGCAUUUGGUUCUUGCAAGCAAUGGAAAGCUGCUGGCUGCUGUUCAAGAUCAGUGUGUGGAGAUCAGAUCUGCAAAAGAUGAUUUUACAUCUAUUAUUGGGAAAUGUCAAGUACCCAAAGACCCCAAGCCUCAGUGGAGACGGGUGGCAUGGAGUUACGAUUGCACACUGCUGGCCUAUGCUGAGAGCACGGGCACCGUGAGGGUGUUUGACCUCAUGGGAAGUGAGCUCUUCGUCAUUUCCCCGGAAUCUAGUUUUGCAGGUGAUUUGAGCUAUGCCAUUGCUGGCUUGAUAUUUUUAGAAUACAAAGCAAGUGCACAGUGGUCUGCAGAACUCCUGGUCAUCAAUUAUCGAGGAGAGCUUAGAAGUUACCUUGUAAGUGUUGGAACAAAUCAGAGCUACCAGGAGAGCCACAGUUUCAGCUUCAGCAGUCAUUACCCGCAUGGGAUAAGCACCGCCGUCUACCAUCCUGCCCACAGACUUCUACUGGUUGGUGGAUGUGAAACUGCUGGAGUGGGAAUCGCCAAAGCGUCCAGCUGUGGCCUUUCUGCAUGGAGAGUCCUUUCAGGAUCUCCUUAUUAUAAGCACGUUACUAACGGUGGAGACAAGGUUACUGCGGUCCCGAAGACACUGGGAUUAUUAAGAAUGUUAAGUGUCAAGUUUUACAGUCGCCAGGGACCAGAACAGGAUGGAAUCUUCAAGAUGAGCCUUUCUCCAGAUGGGAGCCUUCUUGCAGCCAUCCACUUCUCAGGGAAACUGAGCAUCUGGGCCAUCCCAUCCCUAAGGCAGCAAGGCGUCUGGGAUCAAAAUGAGCAGCCAGGGUUUGAUGAACUUAAUCCUCAGUGGAGGCUUUCUACUGAGAAGCGAAAGAAACUAAGAGAUAAAGAGACCUUUUACCCGCUGAUUGAUGUCAAUUGGUGGGUGGAUGGUGCUGUGAUUUUGGCUCGAUGCUCUGGUGCUUUAACUGUUUCAUCGGUGAAAACUUUGAAGAAUCUUCUGGGAAAGUCCUGUGAGUGGUUUGAACCCUCACCUCAAGUCACAGCUACUCAUGAUGGGGGAUUCUUAAGUUUGGAGUGUGAGAUUAAACUUGCCCCCAAACGAUCUCGCUUGGAGCUGCGUGCUGGGGAAGAAGAUGAAGGAGAAGAGAAUUCUGACUCUGACCAUGAAACAUCUGCCAAGGCUCGCUACUUUGGUUACGUGAAACAGGGCCUUUACCUGGUGACUGAGAUGGAGCGAUUUGCGCCUCCUCGGAAGCGCCCUCGAACCAUUACUAAGAACUACCGCCUUGUGAGUUUGCGCUCCACAACUCCCGAGGAGCUUUAUCAGAGAAAGAUUGAAAGUGAAGAAUAUGAGGAAGCCUUGUCUUUGGCCCACACCUAUGGUCUCGAUACUGACCUUGUCUAUCAGAGGCAAUGGAGAAAAUCGGCUGUCAAUAUUGCUUCAAUUCAGAAUUACUUGAGUAAAAUAAAGAAGCGAUCCUGGGUUCUUCACGAGUGUUUGGAGAGAGUUCCUGAAAAUGUGGAUGCUGCCAAAGAAUUACUUCAGUAUGGAUUAAAAGGCACAGACCUGGAGGCGCUUUUAGCAAUUGGGGAAGGAACAGAUAAUGGCAGAUUUAUAUUACCUGGUGAAGUAGACAUUGAUACUGUCUCAUUUGAGGAGCUCUCGCCAUUGGAUGAGGAGCCCGCCAUGAAUAAGGAGGAUAAAAAACUUAAGAAGAGACAGGAACUCCUGAAAUUAGUGAACUUUUCCAAGUUAACACUGGAACAAAAGGAACUUUGCCGUUGUCGACUGAAAUUAUUAACUUACUUAGAUCGACUUGAAACCUAUGAGGAGAUCGUAGGAGUGAGCCACGCAUCUGCACAGAGCUAUGAUGCCGAGUUCUUUAAGAAGUUCCGAAGUCAGAAUAUCGUUCUCUCAGCAAGAACUUACGCUCGGGAAAGUAAUGUCCAAGCCCUAGAAAUUCUGUUCACUUACCACGGUGCUGACCUCCUUCCUCAUCGCCUUCCAAUUCUCUCCAAUUUCCCCGAAACCACUUCUCCACAUGAAUACUCGAGUUUGCUGCCUGAAGCUAGUUGCAGUGGCAGCUCCCUGAUGGUCAUUCCUUGGCAGGAACAUAAUCACCGGGCUAAAGAUUGGUGUGAGGAGCCAAAAUGCAGAAUGGUGGUUGAGCCAAGUCUCCAAGAUGAAAGUGAGUUCUUGUAUGCUGCACAGCCUGCGUUACUGAGGUACAGGACCAGCGAGCUUGCAGUUGAGAAGGUCAUGGACUGGUAUCAGAGCAGAGCAGAGGAGAUAGAGCACCACGCCGGACAGGUUGACUGUGCACUGUCACUUGUGAGACUUGGAAUGGAGCGGCAGAUUCCUGGUUUGCUGGUUCUGUGUGAUGACUUGGUGACGCUGGAAACACUGGUUUAUGAAGCUGGGUGUGACUUAACACUGACUUUGAAAGAACUCCAGCAGAUGAAAGACAUUGAAAAACUGAGAUUAUUGAUGAAUAGUUGUUCUGAGGACAAAUAUGUAACCAGUGCCUACCAGUGGAUGGUCCCCUUUCUCCACCGUUGUGAGAAACAGUCUCCAGGUGCGGCUAAUGAGCUAUUGAAAGAAUAUUUAGUAACUUUAGCUAAAACAGACUUAAAAUUUCCCCUGAAGAUAUUUCAACAUUCCAAACCAGAUCUGCAGCAAAAAAUCAUCCCAGAUCAGGACCAGCUGAUGGCAGUAGCACUAGAGUGCAUCUAUAACUGUGAGCGGAAUGACCAACUUUCUCUCUGCUACGACAUCUUAGAAUGUCUUCCACAGCGGGGAUAUGGUCAUAAGACAAAAGUAACUACAACUCUUCAUGACAUGGUAGACCAACUGGAAAAGAUUCUCAGUGUGUCAGAGCUUUUGGAAAAACACGGACUUGAGAAACCAAUUUCAUUUGUUAAAAACACUCAGUCUAGCUUCGAAGAGGCUCGGAAGCUGAUGGUUAGAUUGACGAGACACAUGGGCCGGAAACAGCCUCCUGUCAGUGAGUCUCACUGGAGAACGUUGCUGCAGGACAUGUUAACCAUGCAGGAGAAUGUGUACACGUGCCUGGACUCGGAUGCUUGCUAUGAGAUAUUCAUCGAAAGCCUUCUGUGCUCCAGUCGCCUUGAAAACAUCCACUUGGCAGGGCAGAUGAUGCACCGCACUGCCAGUUCCAUAGACCCUCCUGCUGUUGCACACCACAAAGGGCGGCCGCAGUACAGGCUCAGUUACUGCAAAAGCACCGACUUGGUCCUGGCUGCCAGCAGAGAGUACUUCAACUCGUCUACCAACCUCACCGACAGCUGCAUGGACCUGGCCAGGUGCUGCUUACAGCUGAUAGCAGAUAGACCCUCUGCCGUUCAGGAGGAGCUAGACCUCAUCCAGGCACUUGGAUGUCUUGAAGAAUUUGGCGUAAAGAUCUUGCCUUUGCAAGUGCGAUUGUGCUCAGAUCGAAUCAGCCUCAUUAAGGAGUGUAUUUCCCAGUCUCCUACAUGCUACAAACAGUCUGCUAAGCUGCUCAGCCUUGCCGAGUUGCUCAAGGUUGCAGGUGAAGACCCAGAAGAAAGGCGUGGACAAGUUCUAAUCCUCUUAGUAGAGCAAGCGCUUCAUUUCCAUGACUACAAAGCAGCCAAUAUGCACUGCCAGGAGCUGAUGGCCACUGGUUAUGCUGAAAGCUGGAAUGUUUGUAGCCAGUUAGGGCAGUCAGAAGGUUACCAAGACUUGGCCACUCGACAAGAACUCAUGGCUUUUGCUUUGACACAUUGCCCUGCCAGCAGCAUUGAACUUCUUCUGACAGCUAGCAGCUCUCUACAGGCCCAAGUCCUGUACCAAAGAGUGAAUCUUCAGAUCCAUCCUGAAGCAGGAGAACACAUCGGUGUUUCAGCAUUAACUAGUAAACCGUUACAGGAGAAUGAAGUAAGUGCUCCAGGCAACAGCUCAGCUGAUCUGUUACACUGGACCACAGCCACCACCAUGAAAGUUCUUUCCAACACUACCACCACCACCAAGGCAGUGCUGCAGGCUGUCAGCGAUGGGCAGUGGUGGAAGAAGUCUCUCACGUACCUCCGGCCUCUCCAGGGGCAAGAAUUUGGUGGUGCUUAUCGAAUGGGAACUGUGGCCAAUGAAGAUCUAGAAAAGCAAGGCUGUCAUCCCUUUUAUGAGUCCGUCAUCUCAAAUCCCUUUGUCAGUGAGUGGGAAGUGACCUAUGACACCUACCAGCAUGACUCAAUGGAAAGCUUUGCCCAAGUGUUACUGAGAACUGGAAAACUUGCAGAGGCUAAAACUGAAGAAGUGUUUCCGACUACAGAAGUUCUUUUACAACUGGCAAGUGAUGCUUUGCCUAAUGAUAUGAUGUUGGCUCUUGCUUAUCUCCUCGCCUUACCACAGGUGGUAGAUGCCAGCAAGUGCUUUGAAAAGCAGGCCCACUCUGCAUUAUCUCUACAGCUGGCGGCUUAUUACUAUAGCCUGCAGAUCUAUGCCCGCCUGGCUCCCUGUUUCAGGGACAAAUGUCACCCUCUGUACAGGGCGGAUCCCAAAGAGCUAAUCAAGAUGGUCACAAAGCACGUGACUCGACAUGAACACGAAGCCUGGCCGGAGGACAUUGUGUCACUGACCACGCAGUUACACUACUACAACGAACGUCUCCUGGAUUUCACUCAGGCUCAGCUCCUUCAGGGUCUUCGGAAGGGCGUGGAUGUGCAGAGGUUUACUGCAGAUGAUCAGUAUAAGAGGGAAACCAUCCUUGGUUUGGCAGAAACCCUUGAGGAGAAUGUCUACAGCAUUGCCCUUUCCCUGGCCCAGCGCUAUAGUGUCUCCCAGUGGGAAGUCUUUAUGACCCAUUUGGAGUUCCUGUUUGCAGACAGUGGUUUAUCCACAGGAGAAAUUGAACAGCGAGCCCAGACCCUUCAUCUCUUUGAGACUUUGAAGACUGAUCCUGAAGCCUUCCACAGGCACAUGGUGAAGUAUAUUUACCCCACUAUUGGUGGCUUUGAUCAUGAAAGGUUACUCUAUUAUUUUACACUUCUGGAAAACUGUGGCUGUGCAGACAUUGGGAAUCCUGCCAUCAAACCAGAGAGCCACAUCCGACUGCUGAAGAAAUUUAAAGUGGUUGCAUCAGGUCUUAAUUAUAAAAAGAUGACAGAUGAAAACACGAGUCCUCUUGAAGCACUGGAGCCAGUGCUUACAAGCCAGAAUAUCUUAUCUAUUUCCAAGCUCGCUCCCAAAAUCCCUGAAAAGGAUGGACGCAUGCUUUCACCAAGUUCUCUGUACACUGUGUGGUUACAAAAGCUGUUCUGGACUGGAGACCCUCACCUCAUCAAGCAGGUCCCAGGGUCUUCACCCGAGUGGCUUCGCGCCUAUGAUGUCUGCAUGAAGUACUUCGAUCGCCUCCACCCGGGUGACCUCAUCACUGUGGUAGAUGCAGUUACAUUUUCUCCAAAAGCUGUGACCAAGCUGACCGUGGAAGCACGUGAAGAGAUGACGAGAAAGGCCAUCAAGACAGUCAAACAUUUUAUUGAGAAGCCAAGGAAAAAAAAUCCUGAAGAAGCCGUUCCGGAAGCUGGUGACUCUAAAGUGACCUAUGCUGAUACGUUGAAUCAUCUGGAGAAGUCACUCGCCCAUCUGGAAACGCUUGGCCACAGCUUCAUUGUUUCUCUGAAGAGCAGUGAGCAGGAAGCACUGCAGAAAUACAGUCACCUCUAUGAUCUGUCCCGAUCUGACAAAGGGAAACUCCACCAUCAUGCUGUGGCCAUGUGUUUGGAUGGUCAUCCUCUCCGAAUGAUCCAGCAGUUGCUAGAGGUGGCCGUCGGUCCUCUGGACAUCUCACCCAAGGAUAUAGUACACAGUGCAGUUGAGAAAAUAAUCUCUGCAUUGAGUGGUGGCAGUGCCGACCUUGGUGGGCUCGGGGACCCCCUCCAGGUCCUGGAACGUGUUGUCGCAGCAGUGCAUACCAGUGUGGACCAAGGAGAGGAGCUGGUAUCUUCUGAGGACCUGCUGGAGUGGUUGCGGCCUUUCUGUGCUGAUGAGGCCUGGCCUGUGCGGCCGCGCCUUCGUGUGCUGCAGAUCCUGGGCCAGUCCUUCCAGCUGAGCGAGGGGGAUGGCAAGCUCCUGGUGUUCUUCAGGACAGAAGCCAUUCUGAAAGCUGCUUGGCCCCAGAGGCAGGUGGACAUGGCUGACAUCGAGACUGAGGAGAACCGCUACUCCCUGUUCCUGGAACUCCUGGAAGCUAGUCACCAUGAGGCCGAGUUUCAGCACUUGAUUCUGCUCUUGCAAGCAUGGCCCCCGAUGCAGGGUGACUGUGUAAGCAGCACCAGCGGUAACCCGUGGGUGAAGCUAGCCACGGUAAUGCUGACCAGAUGUACAGCGGAGAACAGGAAGGAGCUGGGGAAUGAGGUGUUGAACAUGUGCCGCUCCUUGUACGACACCAGGCAGAUGCUGCCUGCAGAGAGCGUGAAGGAGCUGAGCCUGCUGCUGCUCGACCGGUCCCUCCUGCUCCCAGCCCUGAAGCUCCUCCUGGAGAGCCGCGACGAGAGCCUGCAAGCCGCCGCCCUGCAGCGCAUCUCAGCCGUCACCGAGGUGAACGAUUCCAACUGCGACCAGGAACUUCUUUCCCUGCUCCUGGAAGCCCGGCUGCUGGUGAAGUGCAUCUCCACCCGCUUCUACCCGCGGAUCAUUGACCACCUCGUGACCAGCAUCCAGCCAGGGCGCUGGGAUGUGGAGGAGCUGGCUCGGCACCUGCGGGGGGCCGGCCACGAGGCGGAAGCCGGGUCGCUGCUCCUGGCUGUGCGGGGCACCCAUCGGGCCUUGAGAACGUUCAGCACCGCCCUCAGUGCGGCACAGCACUGGGUGUGAGGCCAAGCCCCGGAGGACCGGGGCUUUGUGCUGGAGCCGCAGGCCCCCAGACUGCGUGUGGAGCAGGUGGCUGUUCCAACAAGUUUCAAAUAGAGCUGUAUAUAAAUAACGAGCCUGUGCCGUAUU
Perognathus longimembris pacificus (Pacific pocket mouse) is the source of this 7266-nucleotide messenger RNA. It is a transcript of the gene Nbas, whose product is annotated as NBAS subunit of NRZ tethering complex. The record is from RefSeq and is a predicted model, not a curated record. Gene Ontology annotation, cellular component: endoplasmic reticulum membrane; Dsl1/NZR complex. The transcript has 52 exons. Gene Ontology annotation, biological process: retrograde vesicle-mediated transport, Golgi to endoplasmic reticulum. Gene Ontology annotation, molecular function: SNARE binding. NCBI's taxonomy places the organism in Eukaryota, Metazoa, Chordata, Mammalia, Rodentia, Heteromyidae. The coding region runs from base 22 to 7140 and encodes 2372 amino acids.